Molecule: messenger RNA, 837 nt
Organism: Scatophagus argus
Lineage: Eukaryota; Metazoa; Chordata; Actinopteri; Scatophagidae
Product: troponin I, fast skeletal muscle-like
Exons: 7
Coding region: 96-611 (171 amino acids)
Biological process (GO): muscle contraction
Cellular component (GO): troponin complex
Source: RefSeq, a predicted model, not a curated record
CUGCAGCUUUGGCAGUGUCUCCUUUUCUUCCACCAAGUUGUCCUCCUCUUCUUCUUCCUCCUCUCAGUAGGCUGUGAACCGCGAAAACCACCAAGAUGUCUGAGAAAAAGAUGACUUCCAGCCGCAGGCAUCACCUAAAGAGCCUGAUCCUUCAGAUUGCUCAGAACUGGCUCGAUCAGGAAAAGAAGGACAUGGAGGUAGCAAAGGAGGCCUACAUGGCUGAACACUGUCCUGCCCCGGACCUGAGCGGAGACCAGGCUGCCCUGAUGGAAAUCUGCAAGAAGCUCCACGCCCUUAUCGACAAGAUUGAUGAGGAGCGGUACGACAUUGAGGCUAAAGUGAGCAAAGCCAACAAAGAGAUUGAAGAUCUGAAUAUCAAAGUGGUGGACCUGAGAGGAGUAAAGAAACCUGCUCUGAAGAAAGUUCGUAUGUCCGCUGACACCAUGCUGAAAGCUCUGCUGGGCUCCAAACAUACAGUCAACAUGGACCUGAGGUCCAAUCUCAAGCAGGUCAAGAAGGAGGUCAAAGAGGAGCCAACAGAAGCUGUGGGCGACUGGCGUAAGAACAUUGAGGACAAGGCUGACAGGAAGAAGAUGUUCGAGACUUCCUGAACAUCUUUCUGUUUAUGUGAAGUCCACAUGUCUUAAAUGUGAUGGUUGUUUUAUGUUCUUGUGACUUUACUCAGGGCUGAGCAAGUCAGCGUGUCAUGUGACAGGAAGUUAUUGCUGUUUGUCUGCAGGGGGAAGUGGUGUGGAGAUUCUGUGCAGUCUUAAACUCCACACAUUUAUGGAAAGAUUCACAUUAUUGAAACAAUAAAGUCAAUAAAACUAAAAACUG